Messenger RNA from Ectocarpus siliculosus, 3003 nucleotides. The record is from the annotation of a GenBank genome assembly. NCBI's taxonomy places the organism in Eukaryota, Phaeophyceae, Ectocarpales, Ectocarpaceae.
AUGAGUCCCCCGUGGGAACCGUACCCCGAGCGGAAGCGCAAGCUCGAGGAGCGAGCCAGAAGGCACAAAAGUAAAGCCAACCAACAGGUUCCCGGUGGAAAGCAGCAUGUUGGUAGCCUUGAACGCCGAAGAAACCGAAACCCGGCCACAGACUCGUCGUUUUCUUCGUCGAGCUCCGCGGACGAUCAUGCACGAGGAGCCGACGGUGCAGUAGCAGGAUACGAUACGGACUCGGUCGCCACUAGCUGCGGUUCAUACCGGAAAGGAUUGUUGAAGAGUGGCGACAGCCAUGUUCGCGUGCGUCCCGACAACUGCAGCUGCUUGCAGGACGGUGGCUGCGGGGACGAGGAUGGUUGCUGCGCCGAGGAUUUGCCCGGUGUCGAGGCUUGCCCGUGCUUUGACCGUGUUUCGACGGCGGGGAUACUUGAGGAAAAGCUCCCAGUGGAUACGUGCGGCGUGUGCCUGGAAGAUGGGAAGCUACGAACCUGCUGCAACAGGCAUUACUGCAAGCUUUGUUAUGAGGGCACGGGCAACUGUCCUGGCUGCCAUGUGAUCACUGUCGGCGCCAACCGCGGCCUGCUGGCAUCACAAAAAGACGCCGCCGACAGUGCUUCUGCGGCGGCCAGAGCCGCCGUUGCCACGUUGCCGGGUGUCCGAGAUGGUGAAGAGUGCCGCAAGUGCUUGCGGCAAGGGUUCGCCCGCAAGUGCUGCGGCGAGUUCUACUGCAGCAGCUGCUACUUCCAGACCGGCCACUGCCCCAGCUGCCACGUCCUGGCCGAGAAGAGAAUAGAGUACCAGAGGAUCCCGCGCGACCCGGGGGUGGUGCCUGUUCUCGUCGGCUUCUUUGCGACCGUUCUCGUGUGCCUGGUAACUCUCGCCGGGGUCUCGGUGGCCAUAGCCAGCAACAGCGCCGUGAUCAAGACGGUGUUUGAUCAGACCUGCUACGGGUUCUUCCCAAGCUGCACCCCCGGCCCGAAGUGCGUGGCCUACGACUCUGGCGAUAUUGGAAACGGCCUCGAGCCCAUCACAGAAUGGAGUGCCUGCGAGGACGAGACUACUGUGAACAAGAUCUACGGAAGCUUCUGCGUUUUUGACGAGGAGGUUUACGUGUACUCGGACGAAAAGUGGGGCUUCGACUUUUGCGAGGAAGAAUUCAUGUCCGGCUCCGCCGGCGCGUACGUGUUCGAAGACACGUUCGAGAUGUGGGACGCCGAGAACUUGUCCUCGAACACAAUGGCCUCCGCGCGCUGGGACCACGUGACGAACGGCCGGUUGUCGGAUGUGUGCGGGUUGGGCAACGGGGCGGGGACGAUGAUGUUCUCGGGGGCGAACUUCCGGGAGGUGGAGACGUUGGAUGUCGACAUGAGGUACGGCGGAAAGGUGCUGUUCCUGAUGAAGAUGGGGCCGACGGUGCCGGACGCUUCGGCCGUCUUGUGCAAGCCCGCGUACGGUGGCAACGUUUACUUGUACUACUCGCUGGACGGGGGUGGCGUGUGGGAGACGCUCUCCAUCCUAGAGACGUUUGCCUACCGGAAGGAGGCGUUCACGGAGGUGGAGGUAGACGUGCCGUCAACGUUGAAUGCGGCCUCGGUGCGCUUCCGGUGGAAGCAGGAGAACUUCGAGAACGCUCUUGAGUACUGGGCGCUGGACGAUGUCAGGGUCCUGAGCUACUUCGCGGAGGGCUGGCGCGAAACGGCCGCGUUCGAGUCGACCGUCGACGUCGAGCACGAGACCCUGCGGGAGAUCCGCUGCUGCCUCAACAGCGAGCAAUGCGAUCUCAGCAAGAACAGGCAGGAGGCCGUGGACUGCGCUGCGUACAUCACCGAGACGUUGAACGAGCGGGCUCUGUUGGGCGCGGAGCUCUUUGUUCUGUUGGCAGGACUGGUAACUCUCGCGAGGUCCUUGUACCGAACGGGGGAGGGGAUGGUGUUGGAAGGAUGGGAGUACGCCAUACCCGUCUUCUUGAGGAAGAAAAGGGCCAAGAUUUUCAUGGCCGACGAUCCGGUCCCUGGGUCCAUGAACAAGGUUUUCCGCUUGGAGGUCAAUCUAAGGUGGCAAACCCGUUUCGUCGCCCUCGUCGGGGUACCGCUAGGCAUCUGCUGGCUGUACUGCGCGACCCUCUUGAGAAACUUUUACCUGGUGGAGGAGCUGACGCUACUUCCGGAUGUCUCUCCCCAGUCGGUCAGGGUCAAGGUGCACGUAUCUGGUCUAUUCAUCCUGGCUACCUUCAUCGACGUGCAUUCGGUGUUUCUCCUGGCCAGGGACGUCGUGUGUGUGCUGCCGUUGUGGCUGCCGAAGGUGGACGUCGACUUGCGCCCCUCCGCCGGCUGGCUUCGCAUCGGCACACAACAAAUUUCUCUCAAAGAUAUCAAGGACACGGAAAUGUUCAGCAGGCGGUUCUGUCUGUGGCUGGCCGCGGGGUACAUCGCCGGCGUCAUGCCGUGGUGCCUCGUCUCCCUCAUCCUCAAGUACAGCUACAUCCCGUACGCCGUGGCCAGAUACGUGACGGUCUCGCUGGGGACGGUGGUGCUGGCGCGGGCGUGGCUGGGGCCGGAGUGGGUGGUGAAGACGGCGUACUCGGUGCGGUGGCUGCUGACGAUGGACAUUCUCAGACGCGACGACAUCGGGAACGCUUUCAUCGCCGAAAAAACGAAGCACUUGGUAGUUUGCUGCGCGGUGUUCGGCACUCUCCUGACGAUGGUCGUUUUGCAGCUGUUCAACACUCGGUUCUUCGCCAUCAUUUCGGCUGUGGCGUUGGCCAUGUUCGCAUUUUACGGAUUGGGUCUCUCGGUGGUGCAAGGGUUGCCAAUAACGCCGAGAUUCCACCUCACCACUAUCAGCAGGGGAGUGAUGCUCCGAGUUCACCGGCGAGUCGUUUGUCCAUGCGAGCGGCGCCUAGAGCAGUGCGGUGGCAUGCACAGCCGCGACGAGCUUGUCUGCGUCUUCGUCCGAGAUGCCUUAACCUUCAACGAGAUGCUCCGGGGGGACGACACCGUAGACUAG